Molecule: messenger RNA, 330 nt
Organism: Parastagonospora nodorum SN15
Lineage: Eukaryota; Fungi; Ascomycota; Dothideomycetes; Pleosporales; Phaeosphaeriaceae
Exons: 2
Coding region: 1-330 (109 amino acids)
Biological process (GO): attachment of spindle microtubules to kinetochore
Cellular component (GO): mitotic spindle; DASH complex
Source: RefSeq, a predicted model, not a curated record
AUGGCGUCCGAAACCCCAGAAGCUCAUCUCUCAGCCUCCCAAACAUCCGAAGACAACGAAACACUGUCGCCGCUCGAACAAGAAGUCCUAGACGAGUAUGCGAGGUUACUUGGGAAUCUGAAUAAUAUGUCCACACUCCUCCUCGACCUGUCGAAUAAACCGUCGGCGGCGAUACUGGAUGGCUUGCGCGGGCUGGAGCGCAAGACGAGCCUGGUGUUUACGCUGCUCAAGGCGAGUGUGUAUAGUAUUGUUCUGAACCAGCAGAUGGAUGAUCAGGAUGAUAGGGGUGGGGAGGACAGUGAGGGGGAGGGGGGUAGAUCUGCGCUCUGA